Messenger RNA from Syngnathus acus (greater pipefish), 3002 nucleotides. RefSeq names its product NAD kinase 2, mitochondrial (gene nadk2). Gene Ontology annotation, cellular component: mitochondrion. The transcript has 12 exons. Gene Ontology annotation, molecular function: NAD+ kinase activity. The record is from RefSeq and is a predicted model, not a curated record. The coding region runs from base 549 to 1829 and encodes 426 amino acids. NCBI's taxonomy places the organism in Eukaryota, Metazoa, Chordata, Actinopteri, Syngnathiformes, Syngnathidae. Gene Ontology annotation, biological process: NAD+ metabolic process; NADP+ biosynthetic process.
UACGUACGAUAAAUACGUGCUUGGUUGUAAUGGACUGGAAGGAAGCCCCAUGAUUGUAUCAAGUGGUCAGGUCUCCACUUGUUUGGGAAUUUAACCUUUUCCGUCGUGUGUUAAAUGCCUGUUGGAGUGUGUGUGGGGGACUGGUGCGGAUUGAAUCGUUGGUAGUCAUGGGACUUCUUGUUUACGAUAUUUAGGCAACGUGCUAAGCUUUGUUCACGUUAAGGUUAGCUUGUAAACAUAGUAACAUUCAUGUGGGUACGAGAACCACCUUGUUUAUUAAAUUGGACUGAAUGCCACUGUUACAUACAUGUUAGCAAAGAGACUCGAGAACUAUUAAAAAUAGUUUUUUUGACAAAUGAUCUAAACCUGUAGACUCGAUGGUGACCUUCCAGACUUUCUGUCUACUCUCACUUCUUGAAUGGAUACUCGCCACUGCUAACGGAUUAAUAGCUUGAUAUGACAUGUUCUGUUGGAAGUAACACCGAACGGGAGCGUCAUUCGGCACAUCUUGCGGAACUUGUAGUUUUGUGUUUUUGCACUUCUGAAGUAUGCCUUGCCGUUCUGUGAAGAAGUUGAUGUGUCUUGGAAAUCACGUGGCGAGUCUAACCUUACGCGUAAGCCCACUUCGUCAAAUUCACACUUCAACAUGCAACUCUUCAGCCGAACCAAAAUAUGCAUUCAAACCUAAAAAAGUAGCGGUGGUUACCAAGACGACCCGAUAUGAGUUCGAACAGCAACGUUAUCGGUAUGCAGGACUCUCCGAGGAGGAUCUGAAGCAUCUGCUUGCUAUGAAGGGUUCCAGCUACAGUGGCCUGCUGGAAAGACACAACAUCCACACAAAAAACGUGGAACAUAUUGUGAAAAGUCUACAGAAAGAAGGAAUUGAAGUUAAAGUUGUGAAAAGGGGGGGAUAUGAUUCCGAAGUAGUGCAAUGGGCAGAUGCCAUCAUAUCUGCUGGAGGUGAUGGGACAAUGCUGCUUGUUGCCAGUAAGGUGUUGAGCAAGGACAAACCAGUUGUUGGAGUAAACACAGACCCUGAGAGGUCAGAGGGUCAUCUGUGCUUGCCUGUAAAGUACACUCGCAAAUUCCCAGAGGCACUGGGGAAACUCUGCCGUGGUGAGUUCAGGUGGCAGUGGCGACAAAGGAUUCGACUUCACCUUGAGGGCACUGGAAUAAAUCCCACUCCGCUAGACCUGCAUGAACAGCAGCUGAGCCUGGAGCAACACAGCCAGGCCCAUCGCAUCACCACCAUGGACCACCAGCAGAAGACUGGAGUACUGAAUGAAAGCGUCUCCAAGCCCAGUCUUCUUCCCGUCCGGAGCCUGAAUGAAAUCUUCAUCGGAGAAUCUCUGUCGUCCAGGGCGUCAUACUAUGAGAUCUCAGUCGAUGAUGGUCCAUGGGAAAAACAGAAAAGUUCAGGGCUCAGCAUUUGCACAGGAACAGGAUCCAAAGCUUGGUCAUAUAACAUCAACAAACUUGCUGAACAAGCGGUGAAUGAGAUCCUAACAAUAGGAAAAUGUCAAACGGGCCUUGCUAUUCCACUAAACCCUGAAUUUAUUGAUAAUGUUACUGACAGGUACAAUGAGUCAUUGGUGUUCAGUCCAGAGGACAGACGCUUGUUCUUCAGCAUCCGAGAGCCAAUCGUAAACAGAGUGUUUUCAAGCAGCCGGCAGAGAGGCUUCGCCAGCAAGGUGUGCGUUCGCUCUCGGUGCUGGGACGCCUGCAUGGUGGUGGACGGUGGGAGCUCAUUUGAGUUCAAUGACGGCGCCAUUGCAACAAUCAGCAUGAGUGAGGACGAUCAACUCCGCACAGUUGUUCUGGAUAACUGAGGGAAGUCUAAAGCAGAUAAGACUGGCUUCUCCUAAGAUGUGUAAAGCAUUACAGAACCAUGUGGCUGGUAGAUGGUGAAGUGAUUUAUUUUUACAGGUAUUAAAAAAAAAAAAAAAAAAAGGGGGGGGGGGGGGUAAUUUCUAACUUUUGCCCUGUUAAUUUUUGUCUUUAUCCAAUUUAUAAUUAGGUGAUGCAAUACUUGACUGAAUCAACACCAAAAUAAUAAACGCGAACGUGACAUUCAGCCACUUGCAGGUCACAUCUGCGCAUGUGUGAGAAUCAAGUGUAUAAAAGGAGGCUGCCAAACAAAUGGCUUUGAAUGAUAGUACAAAGCGUGCAGGUGUUGGAAAAAAAAAAUAUGCCUUAAAUAACUGCACUCUGUCCCAUGCUUGAACAUUGGUGUAAAAAGAAUCUUUUCAACGAAUUGGUAACCUCUGUUCUGUUCAAUCAAUUAAUCAAGCAAACAGAUAAAAAAGAUGGACCAAGAUGGCAAUUCUUUUGACCAUAUUUUCUUUGUCAAUAUCUUGAAACUGAUUAGGAAGAGACAGGCAAUAUGGCAAGCAAGGUAACAGAGUGAAAACCAAUGCAAUCAAUCUGACAGAAAUAAUUUACUGUCGGUAUUUGAACCAUAUUUUUCACGUUUUAUUUAAAAUAUCAGCUUUUUCCAUUGACUCCAUUCAAAGUUGGUUGCUGAAGAGCCAGAGAUCUGCAAGUGGCCUAUUGUGUUUGUGCUUGUGAUGUUCCUAUUUCCUCUAUUCAAGUUUUUAUUGGGAGAGGGAAAACAGAUUUGUUUGAAAAGAUAUUUUUGUAGUUGUACUAGUAUCAAAUAAGAUUUAAAAGCAAACAUUGCACGAAAGGGAGAAUUUAAAACCAAGAGGGGCCUUUUGCUCCUUGUCUUAGGUCAACUAGUAGAAAGUAGAAAGCGCAAUAUAAUGUGAAUUGAUUCCAAGAUUGAGUGUUGAUAUAUUGAAGAUGCAUAUUAAAUGAGAGGGCUUGUAUGGAAGUAUUAAGUCAUUAUACUGUGAUAUGCAAUGUGCCAUGGGAACUUUCUAUGUUAAUGUGUUCUUCAGUGUCAAAACAUUUUCUGUAACACGGGCCCGGUUUCAUUCAAAGAACAGCAGUCUGUUAUAUUAUCUGAUACAAUAAAGGUAAGAUUGGUGCUUAAUCUUAAA